Molecule: messenger RNA, 1768 nt
Organism: Sinocyclocheilus grahami
Lineage: Eukaryota; Metazoa; Chordata; Actinopteri; Cypriniformes; Cyprinidae
Product: aryl hydrocarbon receptor nuclear translocator-like protein 1
Exons: 17
Coding region: 89-1768 (559 amino acids)
Biological process (GO): regulation of DNA-templated transcription
Cellular component (GO): nucleus; transcription regulator complex; cytoplasm
Molecular function (GO): protein dimerization activity; DNA-binding transcription factor activity
Source: RefSeq, a predicted model, not a curated record
GGGUUGGUCAGUCACUUCAAAAGGAACUUGCCACAAGUGGAAGGACAUGCAUUGAACAUCUGCUUGACUGAAUCUGUGUGAUGAUCUAAUGGCAGACCAAAGAAUGGACAUCUCUUCCACGAUGAAUGAGUUCAUUUCCCAGAGUUCUGCAGAUCUCAUCAGCAGUUCCAUUGGCACUACGGGCAUGGACUACAACCGCAAGAGGAAGGGCAGCACCACCGAAUACCAGAUUGAUGGCUUUUCGUUUGAUGAUAGUAUGGACACAGAUAAAGAUAAGGCAAUGGGAAGGGAUGACCAGCAGGGCCGGAUAAAAAAUGCCAGGGAGGCUCACAGUCAGAUAGAGAAGAGACGCAGGGAUAAAAUGAACAGUUUUAUAGAUGAGUUGGCUUCGUUAAUCCCCACUUGCAAUGCCAUGUCUCGCAAGUUGGACAAACUUACUGUACUGCGCAUGGCCGUCCAACACAUGAAAACAUUACGAGGGGCCACCAACCCAUACACAGAAGCAAACUAUAAGCCAGCAUUCUUGUCGGAUGAUGAAUUAAAGCACUUGAUUUUAAGGGCUGCCGAUGGCUUCCUCUUUGUAGUUGGCUGCGAUCGUGGAAAGAUUCUCUUCGUCUCAGAGUCUGUUUAUAAAAUUCUCAAUUACACUCAGAAUGAUCUGAUUGGCCAGAGUUUGUUCGACUACUUGCAUCCAAAAGACAUUGCCAAAGUGAAAGAGCAGCUGUCAUCAUCAGACACGGCUCCACGGGAGCGACUCAUCGAUGCCAAAACUGGUCUACCAGUGAAGACUGACAUCACUCCCGGCCCCUCCAGACUGUGUUCAGGGGCCCGACGAUCUUUCUUCUGUAGAAUGAAAUGCAACCGUCCGUCUGUCAAGAUGGAGGACAAGGACUUCCCCUCAACUUGCUCCAAAAAGAAAGGUAUCAGCAGCUUUGCAGCAGACCGCAAGAGUUUCUGUACGAUCCAUAGCACUGGCUACCUAAAAAGCUGGCCGCCCACCAAGAUGGGUUUGGACGAGGAUAACGAACCCGAUAAUGAGGGCUGCAACCUCAGCUGUCUUGUGGCCAUUGGCCGCCUACAUCCGCAUAUCAUCCCCCAGCCCAUGAACGGCGACAUCCGCGUUAAACCCACAGAAUACGUCUCCCGCCACGCUAUCGAUGGCAAGUUUGUUUUCGUCGACCAGAGGGCGACAGCCAUCCUGGCGUACUUGCCUCAGGAGCUUCUAGGAACAUCAUUUUAUGAGUAUUUUCACCAGGAUGAUAUCGGUCACCUCGCCGAGUGCCACAGACAAGUGCUGCAGAUGAGAGAAAAGAUUCAUACAAACUGUUAUAAAUUCAAGAUAAAAGACGGCUCUUUCAUCACUCUGAGGAGCCGCUGGUUCAGUUUCAUGAACCCCUGGACCAAAGAAGUGGAAUAUAUAGUCUCUACAAACACUGUGGUUUCGGGCAGUAUGCUGGAAGGAGCAGACCCUAGUUAUUCCCAGUCAGCCUCGUCCCCUCAGAGCAUGGACAGCGUUUUAACAUCAGGAGACGGUGGGGGGAAGCGUCCUCUUCAGACGGUUCCUGGUAUUCCAGGAGGGACUAGAGCGGGAGCUGGCAAGAUUGGACGCAUGAUAGCAGAGGAAGUGAUGGAGAUUCAGAGGAUUCGAGGCUCCUCCCCUUCUAGCUGUGGCUCCAGUCCUUUAAAUAUCACUCCCACGCCCCCACCUGACACCUGCUCUCCAGGGGGAAAGAAGGUGAGAGAGCCGCCUCGCAAAAUCACUCUUUGA